Molecule: messenger RNA, 957 nt
Organism: Suillus plorans
Lineage: Eukaryota; Fungi; Basidiomycota; Agaricomycetes; Boletales; Suillaceae
Exons: 7
Coding region: 1-957 (318 amino acids)
Source: RefSeq, a predicted model, not a curated record
AUGGCCGCUUCACCAGGUAUCCCGCUGGAUACCGCUGUCAUCAUGUCAUCAGUGCUAGAAGGCAUUUUAUAUGGCUUUUCAGUCCUAAUGUUUUUAGGUACUAUCUGGAUAAUCACCUACAAACGUCGCACACGCGACGUCAAUCGGCCAGCUGUUGCAGUUGCCACCCUCCUGUUCUUACUGAGUACCAUGCACAUGGUCGUAGGCAUCAUUCGUAUUGAAGAUGGACUAGUGAAGUAUCGUGACACGUUUCCAGGCGGCCCAGCGGCGUUUUUUGCAGACAAUUCCGAAGAAACGCUUGUAGUCAAGAAUGCGAUUCUCGUCUUACAAACCCUGCUUGGCGACGGUGUGGUGAUUUAUCGAUGUUAUAUUGUGUGGCAAUCUGUAUGGAUUAUCAUUAUACCUUGCAUGAUGUGGUGUGGAGUUGCAGCGUUCGGUGUUGUUACGCUCUAUGACUUUUUGCAAGCGUCGAGUAACAAUGUCUUCACCAACAAGACUGGGCAUUUGGUCGCGACGUUCAUGACCUUGACACUUGCAACAAAUUUGCUUAGUUCAGGACUGUUAGCUUAUCGCAUCUGGAAGAGCGAACGUAAGGUCUCCGGAAUCCGCGCUACAAAGAGGAAGAUGCCUUUAUUACGCGUGUUCCUAGAUGCUGCUAUUUUGUACUCUGCAGCGCUCUGCUCCUCGAUCAUAUGUUUCAUCCUCUCGAACAACGGACUGUAUGUUAUGGGAGACUUGAACGUCCCGAUCAUCUCGAUUGCCUUCUACAUGGUGUUCAUUCGCAUGACAAGUAGUCGGCACAAUCGAGAUUACAUCUCAACUGUUCUUGGAGGGGGAAGUGGAUUAGAACACAGAAACUCGCAGCAAUAUCCUAUGCAGUCUUUGCACGACAUAUACAGGCAAAAUGAUACUACAUCCUUCUUGGUUGAUAACUCAAAAGCGCAUACAUUAGCAUAA